UGUGAUAUGUCAUUCUUGUUUUGGGUACAUUGUUUGUGGUUUAAAUAAAAAAAAAAUAAAAUUGCCACUGUACUUUAUUUUCCUUAAUUUCCUGGUUUUGUUUGUUUUUAGUUUGUUUAUUAAGACAUUUUGUCUAAGGAUCCCUGUAUAAACAAGUGCAUUUCAUUCAUGAAAUCAAUCAGAUUGGGAUUAACAAAGAUUAUGGGUUGAAAAAGGCUAUUUUUUGUAUAGCUUGGGACAGUUUCCACGGUGGUAUCAGUACUCUGCGUGGGAGGAAUCCUUUACCAUUUCUGUUCACUUUUUAAUUCUCCUGGAUAGGCAGUAUGCUCCUGACCCUUCCUGACCCAGUGAAGGCACGUCCUGUGACACAUUCUCCUCCUUAGUGUGUCACAUUUCUUGUCUGUUUCAUCCUCUAAACUAGAUCUUGAGGAUAGGGCAUCACACUCUUCUUUGUCUCCCUAACGUCCAGCUGAAUAGUUAACACAUAGUUAAGAGCUUUAAAAAUAUUCACUUAAAAAUAUUUAGACGAAUGAGCACUCUAACUUUCUUCCUUUAUGGCAUUCCAGUCUAUCUGCUUAUUUAAAAAAAAAAAUUCCCCCUUAAAGCACUAUAACUGAAUAAUUUGAGAAAUAAUCACUGAGACAUCAAGUCUAGACUAUUUGAUGAUUUAGCACUCUGUCUACCAAUCACUCCCUCCUACAGGGUUGGCUACUUGGACCUUAAUUUUCCUUUGCCCCAUCGGGGGUGUCAUUCACAUUAAUACCAGAAACCCCAUCAACAGCCUCCAAAGUAUUUACGAUCACGUCGAUAGAGAAUGGAAUGGUCUGCCCAUACCUUCGACCUCCUGAAUUUUGAAAUUCAGACAAAAGUCCUUUUUUGUUUGGACCAGCUGUUCCCAAGCAUCCCGGACGCGAGCCAAGCCCAUCUGAGACCUGGAUCUGACCACAGGCCGGCCGAGGUCCCGGUUGCAGCUAUGUCGGUGUUGGAGGAAACGCGGCCGUUCGCCCAGCAGCUGUCCAACGUCUACUUUACAAUCCUCUCGCUCUUCUGCUUCAAACUCUUCGUGAAAAUCAGCCUGGCCAUCCUGAGCCAUUUCUAUAUCGUGAAAGGCAACCGCAAGGAAGCGGCCAGGAUCGCGGCGGAAUUUUACGGCGGAUCCCAAGGGCAAGGUUCCUGGGCAGACAGGUCACCGCUCCAUGAAGCAGCUAGCCAAGGUCGUCUGCUUGCUCUGAGGACAUUGUUAUCACAGGGUUAUAAUGUAAAUGCAGUAACCAUAGACCAUGUCACACCAUUGCAUGAAGCCUGCCUUGGCGAUCAUGUUGCAUGUGCCAGAACUCUCCUAGAAGCUGGUGCUAAUGCAAAUGCAAUCACAAUAGAUGGUGUGACCCCCUUAUUCAAUGCCUGCUCCCAGGGCAGUACCAGCUGUACAGAACUACUUUUGGAAUAUGGUGCCAGAGCACAGUUGGAAUCUUGUCUUCCUUCUCCCACACAUGAGGCUGCCAGUAAAGGUCACCAUGAAUGUCUAGAAAUAUUGAUAUCCUGGGGCAUUGAUGUUGACCAGGACAUUCCUCAUUUGGGAACACCUCUGUAUGUCGCUUGUAUGUCACAGCAGUUCCAUUGUGUCCGGAAGCUUCUUUAUGCUGGUGUUGAUGUACAAAAGGGAAAAUACUGGGAUACUCCAUUACAUGCUGCUGCACAACAAUCCAGUGUGGAAAUUAUCACCUUAUUGCUAGAAUUUGGAGCAGAUAUUAAUGCCAAAGAUUCUGAGUGUCGGCGACCUAUAGAUGUAGCUACUUCCAGCAGCCUGGUGGAACGAUUAUUGCUUCAACAUGAAGUUACUCCAUGCUCACUUUGCCAACUUUGUCGACUCUGUAUCAGAAGCUACAUAGGAAGAUCUAGACUGCACCUCAUCCCGCAGCUUCAGUUACCAACCUUACUGCAGAACUUCUUACAGUACCGAUAAAGCAGUAAAAUGCUUCUAUCAAAAGGCCAUGAAGAUCAAAAAUUUCUUUUGCACAUGCAUAAUAUUUCAUAUUAAGAUAUGCUAGGGUGGGGGGAAAGUGAAUGUAAGAAUGCCUGAGGAAAAGUGGAAUAACAACAAUUUUAAGGGUACUGAUUAAUCCUAUUGUUUUAUGCAUUUUUACUGUCUUUGAAGUACAGUAUAUUACAAAUAUCUGCAAUAAUUAUCUAUCCCAAUAUGUCCUCUUGUUGAUUUAGAAACAUUUUUACGUUUUAUGUUCUUUCCUAGUGAGGAAAAGAAAAAUAUGAAUUCUAAUGAGUAUCACAUUGUAUUCUAUUUUGAAAGAUGACUGUUCUCUUAAUAAUGGGUUAACUUUUUUUUGGCCAUUGUCAUUGAAUUUCCCUGUAUUUUUAUAUUGAUGCAAAAUAUGAGUAUAAUUC
Molecule: messenger RNA, 2400 nt
Organism: Sorex araneus (European shrew)
Lineage: Eukaryota; Metazoa; Chordata; Mammalia; Eulipotyphla; Soricidae
Gene: ASB5
Product: ankyrin repeat and SOCS box containing 5
Exons: 8
Coding region: 815-1963 (382 amino acids)
Biological process (GO): protein ubiquitination; positive regulation of protein catabolic process; intracellular signal transduction
Molecular function (GO): protein binding
Source: RefSeq, a predicted model, not a curated record